GCGAGUUGGAGCAAAGUUGAGUGGCAGAUCGUGAGCAGAGACCGCGACCCGAGAGACCCACCACUGUCAGGCGAAUGCACGUGAAUGGAGAAUUGGCGGCACCGGUUGGAAGGUCGAUAAUCACCAGUUCGUUCUCGUCGUGCGCUGCUCCACAUCAACAAAUCUUUGUGCGCUGCUCCACAUCAACAAAUCUGUGAGGAAGUCGUCCUGUUGCAACGUCCCAUAUCUCUUGGCAACAAGCCAGCCAACGAUUCUAUGAAGUGCCGCGCAAGGCUAUACGUUCAACGCUCUCAUAUUCAUCGAUCCCACGCAGUUUCUUGCCCGCAGGCGCGUCGUCAGCUCCAGAGGGCCUGAACGAUGCAGGGUUGCCAAUGUGCCCAAAUUCAACUUGUUCGACGACAUGCAUUCGUUUCAAUCGAGAGUGAUGGUACUGGAGCAACUAAAAGUAAUCUGAAGCUCAGCGCCGAAACUACUCCAUUGUGGCUUCGUCAUGGUGAAUGCGGUCGACAAGACCAACGCGACCCCUGUCUCGGCAUUUCCAACUGCAUUCGAGUGCACAGGCGCACUAUAUGUUGGUCACAUUGCGCCCAUCCUUCUGGAGAAGAAGCCUGUGCCGAGCAAGGCAGGCACAUGGCUCGUCGAACAAGUCAUGAUGAAUGGAGACCACGUUGGGUUCAUCUGCCACCACAAGGACACGAUGCCAUCGUCGUUGCUUACUCGCAUCGUAGCCCCAAAUGUCACAGGCGAUUUGCUUCUACAGAAGAUUGGUCGAUACGGUUGGGGUUACGAAAGCCUCGAAGCAAAUACACCCCUGGUACACGAUCGCUUUCGUGCGAGUGCAGCGGACUACCGCGAAGACGACCGGCUCAUUGGGGGAGGGUACUUUCUCUUAGUGGAUGCCGCCCACAAAGCAGCAUUGGUCCCAGCGCUCGACUCAUUAUACAACCUGUGGUCCAACCAUCGCUUUGACAUCAACGGAACUCCGUUUGGUGUGACAUGCCGGUAUUCCCAGGGCGAAUAUGAAUUGGCGUGGAUCGUCAAGACCGCCGAGACCGGCGAGAUGGUUGGAUUUGUCUACGAUGGGUCUUACAGCAUGUUCGACGGAAGCUGCGACGAGGAGUACAUCGUCGGGGCCGAGCGAGUCUUCGUUCCCAAGUCUGGUGGCGACGGUGUGGUCGUCACGCAUGUUGACCCUUCAAGUUGCAUUUCGAAUGCAAUUUAAAUAUCCGUGCAAUGGAUUUUUUUAUCUUGGCCCACGGAUAAUAUUCCCUUGUUUAAAAUGCUGGAUACAAUUGUUCAUUGAGACUUGUCCUUCAUGCUAAAUUGCUUCACCACAUUCAGCAUUUCAU
Molecule: messenger RNA, 1349 nt
Organism: Aphanomyces invadans
Lineage: Eukaryota; Oomycota; Saprolegniomycetes; Saprolegniales; Verrucalvaceae
Exons: 1
Coding region: 491-1222 (243 amino acids)
Source: RefSeq, a predicted model, not a curated record